AUGUGGAAAUCACUCAUUUCCACCGGCCAACAAGCAACCCGCGCAACUCGCUUGCAGUUCACAAAGGCUACUCCAUCCGCCACCGCAGCACCUUUCAGCACAACCCCAAGCUUUAAGAAGGGCAAGGAUCCCUUGAUGGACCGCGAGGCACUCAACCCAGAGCGAUCAGAGACUGCCAAAUCUGGCACGGAUGGCGAAGUGGCCGAGCACCCCGCCGCUUUCGAUCCCUCAAAAACAUCACCGGAAAGUGAGCACGAGGCUACCGCAGAAGAGAGCAGACAGCAAGGAAAAGAUGAUCCUUUAAACAUGAGCCCCGCAAACAAGGAUGUCAGCGCCUGGAGAGGGCCGACGGAAGGGGGCCCUGUUCGCAACGAGGAUCGCGACUCGUCUAGUCGCCCUGGUACGACAAAGAAGAACCGUGGUAUUCAUGUGAAAGAGGAUGGGACUCAUGUGUCGUAUCGGGAUUGA
Messenger RNA from Penicillium brevicompactum, 468 nucleotides. RefSeq lists its product as uncharacterized. Lineage: Eukaryota; Fungi; Ascomycota; Eurotiomycetes; Eurotiales; Aspergillaceae. The transcript has a single exon. Bases 1 to 468 code for a protein of 155 amino acids. The record is from RefSeq and is a predicted model, not a curated record.